Carica papaya (papaya) is the source of this 456-nucleotide messenger RNA. RefSeq lists its product as uncharacterized. NCBI's taxonomy places the organism in Eukaryota, Viridiplantae, Streptophyta, Magnoliopsida, Brassicales, Caricaceae. The record is from RefSeq and is a predicted model, not a curated record.
AUGUACAGCGAUUCCAUCUCUUCCUCUUCUUCUCCCAGAUCCAGGCGUCGAUUCAGAUCGACGAUAUGCGGCGGCUUCUGUUCCAACUCCACAGAUGUUGCGGUCGUCGAGACGGAGAGAAUGAGGACUUCGCACAGGUCUCCGUACACUUGGCUGAAAUCCACGGCGCAUGAGCUGGAGGUUAAGGAAAAAUGUCUAGGUCUCAUUGCAAGGAUCGGCGCGAAAAGCGGAAGGAAGCAUCAUUCCGCCGAUUUCAGCUACGAUCCGUUCAGUUACGCUCUCAACUUCGAGGACGAUCAUUUCGAUGACGCCGAGUUUCAUCCAAGCUUCGCGUCGAGGUUGCCGAGUUCGCCGCUGAGAUCUGCGAAGCCCAAUUUUGUCCGCGAUACGACGGCGGUUCAUGUAUCCAAGGAGACUCUGUCCAUAGCCAUUUUCGAGCAUCCGCAAUUCGCCUGA